Monomorium pharaonis (pharaoh ant) is the source of this 1031-nucleotide messenger RNA. RefSeq names its product glutathione S-transferase (gene GstS1). The transcript is spliced from 5 exons. Gene Ontology annotation, biological process: glutathione metabolic process. Gene Ontology annotation, molecular function: glutathione transferase activity. The record is from RefSeq and is a predicted model, not a curated record. Lineage: Eukaryota; Metazoa; Arthropoda; Insecta; Hymenoptera; Formicidae. Bases 135 to 743 code for a protein of 202 amino acids.
GUAUGUCCGCAAGCACUGGAUAUUCAGUAUCGUUCCAACGAAGUGCUCAGUCAUUCUCGAUUCGCUAACAGCUUCACAGCGGUCACACCGUCUUCUAUUUUUACAAGAGAUCAGAGAUUUACUAUUACGAGAACAUGCCGACGUAUAAGCUAAUAUAUUUCAAUGUUACCGGCCUUGGGGAAUCAAUUAGGUACAUGUUAAAUCAUCUUGGCGUUAAAUUUGAGGAUGUUAGACUCAACUUCGAUGAUUGGCCGAAAUAUAAACCAAACAUGCCCAUGGGACAAAUACCAGUUUUGGAGAUUGAUGGGAAGCAAUAUCAUCAGUCUAGAGCCAUUGGUCGGUACAUCGCCAAGAAGGGCAAUUUAUAUGGCUCUGACGAACUCGAAGCCAUGGAGAUCGAUGCCACUGUUGAUUCAAUGGACGACAUAAGACAAGCUCUGUCUCUUUAUUAUUGGGAACAGGAUCCAGCCUCCAAAGAAAAACUCAAGGAAACUGCUUUCAAAAAAUUGCCUUUCUAUCUCGACAAGUUCGAGAAUCAAGUCAAGAAGAAUGGCGGACACUUUGUCGGUGGCAAGCUCUCUUGGGCAGAUUUCUUGUGGGCUGGAUAUUGUGAUUAUCUGAGUUCUAUCGUGGCCGGAGAUCCGAACAAGGAUCAUCCUGAAAUGAAGAAGUUAAUGGAGAAAGUUCGCGCUUUACCCAAUGUUAAAGCCUACCUCGAGAAACGACCCAAGACGCAAUUGUAAAUAAAACGACUUAUAAUUUUGUACUCUUUCUUUCAUUUGCUAUGCAUUGAUAUUAGGUAAUUAGUCUCCCUUGUUUUGUAUUGUAAAAGAGAAGCUUGCUAAUGUGUCAUUUUUAAACAGCUUUAAUUAGUUUCUUCACAAUCUACCUAACAAUCAUGAUUAUUACGCAACAAGUAGAAGCUAAUAUUCUGAACUAAAUUUAACAAUAAAUCUUUCCAGUAUAAUAUAAACUAAUAUUAUUACGUAACAAAUACAGAAAGGAAAUAAAAUGUUUUUUAUUCAUUAAAA